UUUUUACACACGAUGGAAACCGCAAUUAUGUUGAAUCUACAUAGAUGCCUUUACAAACAUUUUUUUUUGCAAUUCGAUUUAAAAAUUUUUUAUAUUUUCCGUAAAAAAAGGGCAGUUUUUGAAAAACUUUUUGACGAACAAACGAGAGUGUUAUUCAAAUGAUUUUUUGAGAAAAUAAAAAAUCUGAUCAGCUGUUUGAGGGUGUGCGCGAGAUUCGUACGUGCGUCGUGGCAGUCGGUUUGGCGUUUUUGAGUGUCACAUAAAUGUAUUUAUAUGUAUAUUUAUCAAUAUAUAGGUGCGCGAAUGUUAUCACCCUAUUGAUUGCCGCAUUUUCCUCCGGACAAUAAAAAAAAUAGUGAAAUUUCAAAAAUGGACUCGUACAUGGAAUUGCAUGUGAUGCCAAAUAAAAGUGAGGCUGAAUUAACGCCUGAGGAACGAUGGAGGGUGGAACAUAUAAAAAUGCAUCGAAAGCAUCAGGGCCACGAAUCAAUGCACGCUGAAAUGGUCAUUGUUACAUUAGUCACUUUGUUGGUAGCUCAAUUUAUAUUAGUCCAAUGGAAACAAAGGCAUUCUCAAUCUUAUCAGCUCGUCACUUUGAUCGCCAUGUGGCUCAUACCGUUUGGUGUGAGUGUGAGGAAUUACUGGUGGCGGUUUGUGUUCAUUUGGCUUGUAUUUUCCUGUAUUACGGGGCUCGUUGUCAGGAAAGCUAGACAAAAGCCAAUUUUGGGAACAACACCUAGAUUGGUUUACAAAUGGUUCUAUUUUCUAUACAAAUUGAGUUACAUUCUCGGUAUAUGUAGCUAUCUCGUUGGACUAGCAACGUUUUUUGGACUUAACUUAGUAUUCGAUGUUAAGCCAGCAGUCUGGAUGGAUUGCGCCCUUUUAUUCCUGUGUUAUGGUAUUUAUUUUGGUGUAUUGGGCAGAGACAUGGCUGAGAUAUGCGCCGACACCAUGGCUUCGCACAUUGGAUACUAUGCACCGGGAAAAAUGCCAACGAGAACAUUGGAGCCAAAUGUGUGUGCAGUAUGUGGUAACAGACUGUUGGUCUCGGAACAUGAAGAAGGAGUACUCGAGAACACAUACAAAUUGAGUUGUGAACAUGUUUUCCAUGAAUUUUGCAUUCGAGGUUGGUGUAUCGUUGGUAAAAAACAAACAUGUCCGUACUGCAAGGAAAAAGUCGAUCUCAGGAAGAUGUUCACAAAUCCUUGGGAACGACCUCAUGUAAUGUACGGUCAAUUGCUCGAUUGGAUAAGGUGGCUCGUAGCUUGGCAACCGCUUAUUACUCUGCUUGUUCAAGGCAUCAAUUGGCUGUUGGGCCUUGAGUAAGCUGCUCAAAGAAGCGAGAAAGUUAUUAGAAAAAUUUGCAGAGCUAUGCCACCAAAAAACUAUGCCACAACAAAAGAAGAUUGAUGAGGAACGACAGAAAAAGGAAAACUUGAAAAUUACGAAUCAACUGAUUUGUAACGGCCCCUGAAUGUUUGUAUUUUUGUAUAUUGCUAUACACUAAUUGACAUGAAUUAUGGGGUGAAUUGAGAGAUUGGUCGAAGUCAUAGGAUUGCUUAUCUGUUCCCAGACCUGUAAAUAUUUGGUUUCUUCUUGAUACUUUGACGAAUUAUCACAAAAAGUUCACACACAGAGAAUAACUUUCGACAUUAUUCUGUUCUUGUGCGUUUUGCUUUUUAUGAACUCGCACUACAUUUUUUCCGCCCAAAGCUCGAAGGAACAUUGAUUUCCUUCUUACAGCAUUCCUUAAGGUCCGUCUUUGUUUUUUUUCGACUAGUCAAAAAUCGCGUGAGCUUGGAUUACUGAGGAUAUUUCUUUUUUUUUUUUUCGAUAUCGAGUAAAAGUGUGUGUGUAUGUGUGUGUUUGCGUGUGUGCGCGUCGCGUGCUUGCAUAAGUAUUUUUCAAACCGUAUUGUUCCAUCUCUUUAUGCAAGAAUAUCUAGAAAAUGUCCAUCCUCAGCCUUUAAAACGGAUAGAUCGUGUAAUUUUUGAAAGAAAAAUCCUGAUCGUCUACAGAUUUAAAUUGGUGAUAAAACUGAUCAACGAUUCGUUGUAAGAAAAAAACGCUUGAGAACUUUCUUUUCGGUAAUUUUACUCUUUAUUUGACGCUAUAAGUUUCGGCGAGAAAUUAGGUAAAUUACGUGUUUCAUUAAGCAUUCAUUUAUAUUUUUAUUCACUAUACGUUGAGUAUUCUUGUACGUUAAGUUCGGUAGUUACGGUCACAUCUUAUCAGAGUUUGGUGAAAUUAUUAAUGAUAUGACUCGACUGGAAGUAUUUAAUUACCGAAAAUCAUAUAAAUCCACAUUACUUUUUUUGUUUCGUUGAAUAUUGCACUGAAUUUAUGGGUUUUUUCCUCAUUGCUCUUAUUCACAACACUUUCGCAUAGUUUAUGAACUAUCAUGGGAGGGAACGAAAGAACAUGGUACUCGUAUUUGUAAAUAGAUGAUAAUAAAGUUAUCCAUUUAUGAAAUAAAAUAAUAUGAACGAAUGAAAAUUUAUAAACAUGAUUUUACCAAUCUAAAUUGCUGACAGAAAAUAAAAGUCUUCACAUUUGA
Messenger RNA from Venturia canescens, 2557 nucleotides. Its product is annotated as RING finger protein 121. The transcript has 7 exons. The coding region runs from base 370 to 1326 and encodes 318 amino acids. The record is from RefSeq and is a predicted model, not a curated record. Gene Ontology annotation, cellular component: endoplasmic reticulum membrane; Golgi membrane. Gene Ontology annotation, molecular function: ubiquitin protein ligase activity; metal ion binding. Lineage: Eukaryota; Metazoa; Arthropoda; Insecta; Hymenoptera; Ichneumonidae.